Messenger RNA from Exophiala oligosperma, 2866 nucleotides. RefSeq names its product arginine-tRNA ligase. The transcript is spliced from 3 exons. Gene Ontology annotation, cellular component: cytoplasm; mitochondrion. Lineage: Eukaryota; Fungi; Ascomycota; Eurotiomycetes; Chaetothyriales; Herpotrichiellaceae. Gene Ontology annotation, biological process: mitochondrial translation; arginyl-tRNA aminoacylation. Gene Ontology annotation, molecular function: ATP binding; arginine-tRNA ligase activity. Bases 419 to 2746 code for a protein of 775 amino acids. The record is from RefSeq and is a predicted model, not a curated record.
GAGAGCAUGCGCUCUUCGAAUCAGCACAUCACAAGAGAUGGCAGCAAUUACACGCUGCUUGGUCCAGAAAGUGCACCCAGAGAUGAGAACGGCACAAGGAUCCAGACAUCCAGCGCCAGCUGGCAGAGCGCCCAACAACCCAAUUGUGGCCUCGGAUAAUAUUUGGUGUGUUAGUGGUGCCUCUACAGGAAUGAAUCAAGGCCAGGGUCCUGGACAACACAGCAGCCUGCACGUUGAGUUGCCUUAUUGGUGCCCAACGAGUGAUAUCAGAAGCAGCCUUGUGAUUGGCUAACAUUCAAUCUGAGGCGACAGAAACCAACGCUCAUAUACGACAAAUACUAUUUCACGCAUGUUUGCCCGCUAAUUGCGAGAAUGUCCCUAGAGCCUCUUUGCUCUUGACCUCGCUGCAGUGACCACAAUGGCGACGGCCGCAAGCGAUGGUCUUUCAGCUGCACUUGAAGCGAUAGAAUCAGAAGCCUCCCCUCCACUAUUCCCCUUAGCAGAUAUCCAACACAAUCCGAUCGAUAUCUACAUUACUCGUCUGGCCGAGACCCUGGUUGGUAUCACUGGCUGCGAUGCUCAAGUCGCCCUCGAUUCCAUUCAAUGGCCAGUCGAGGAUUGGGACCUUGUGGUCGUUCUCCCUCGUCUUCGACUGGAAGAUAUUGACAGUCAAAACCCUGCCGCAGACCUCAAACAAAGAUUUCCACCAUUGUCUCUAUUUGCAAACCCUAUCCCAGAUGGAAUCCAGCUACGCUUUCUUUUUGCGCCAAUCACGUUAGCACGGAUCCUCAUCUCCUACAUUCUUGACCGGGGAAAUUUGUAUGGGAGGGUUCCUAUUGACGAGAAUGCCGAUGUCGAGUCGCCCAGCGAUUCAGUGAAGAAGCUCGUUGUAGACUUCUCCUCUCCAAACCUUGGUAAGGAGUUUGAUGGCAAUUACUUGAGAAGUACCAUUAUCGGGACUUACAUCUCGUCAUUGUACCAAUCACUUGGCUGGGACGUACAUAAGAUGAAUUUUCUGGGUGACUGGGGCCGAAACAUCGGUCUGCUGGCCGCUGGCUGGGAGAGAUUUGGGUCGGAGGAGCUUUUCGAGGCAGAUCCACUGAAACAUCUUGUGGAUGUCUUCUCACAGAUUGAUACGCUUGUCCGGACUGCGGAGGAUGACGAAAAAGGCGCGAUCGCGGCGGAAAAGGAAGCUUUCUUCAGACGAAUGGAGGACGGGGACCAAGAUGCUGUUCAGCUGUGUCGCAGAUUCCGCGAUGCCUGCGUACAACAAUACGCAGAGCAGUAUGCCAGACUGAACAUCACAUUCGACGAAUACUCGGGAGAAUCCAUGGUUCGACAUGAAACCAUCGCUGAAGUUGAAAGCGCCCUUCGAGACCAUAACGCAUACCGUGAAAGCGAAGGAGCAUGGAUCAUUGAUUUCGAAAGCUUUGGUCUUAGAGGCCUAAAGACUUCAAUUGGACGAUAUAGCGACGGCACGACCUCAUAUCUCUUGAGAGAUAUCGCUGCGGCGGUGGAGCGAUUCAACCUGCUUUCCUUCGGCAAGAUGAUCUACGUGGUGACAUUGAAACAAGACUCACACUUUCGCGAGGUCAUUGCCGCUCUCGAGAUUAUGGGUUAUACUGAUCUGGCGUCAAAACUACUGCAUGUCAACUAUGGGAAAUUCCACGGCAUUUCGAGACAUGAAGACAGCAAAGGGUUGCAAUUGAAAGACAUUAUCGACCAAUGUCAAAGUACAGUGGACGACUUUUUGGCAGCAAACCCUGAAGACUUCGGCGAACUCCGCAAUGAUACCGAUGCCAGCAUCUCUGGCCAUCUUACUGCGAUAGGUUUGAUGGCACAAGAACUAUCCAUCCGCCGCGGCGCCACGUUCAACUACGAUCCUCACAAAAUGGGAGACCUAGACAGUCAUUCUGGCUUGAGUCUUCACUAUUGGUUCACACAAAUUGACCGCCGACUUCAAGGCGUGACUAUCGAUCGUGCAGAACUCGAAAGUGCAGACUACACAAUGUUCGAAGACGAAGAGUACUUUGAUGUCUUGCGAGUACUCAUCCAUUUCCCAGGCAUGGUCAAGACGUCGAUCAAGAAUCUAGAAUCCUCUGCCAUUCUAAAUUAUCUGUACCGAUUGACUGACGUUAUCUCCACCAUCUUUAACAAGAAGAAGGACAAAGCCGGCGAGAGUUCAACCCAAAACAUGGCCAAACUUGCAUUCUUCGAAUGUAUCCGUCAGACGUUGAGUAACGGAAUGGCAAUGCUUGGAAUGGUGCCACUGCGAAUUGGACAAGCAGGAAUUAUUCAGCCGAUCGGACAUGGCGAAUCCAAUGAGCAGGACAGUUUCGUCCCAGAGUACGACGUUACCAACAUUCAUGACGAGCCAGCACAAUCUCUCAACGAUGGUGUAGUGAGUAAUCAGCCAGAGCAAGGCCAGGUGGGCAGUGCUGUUGAGUCAGCAGAAGCCCCGGUUACUGAGCCGACUGAAGAUUCGGAUCACGUCGAUCAAGAGGAGCAGAGCGAAGAAGCGAAAGCAAGUGAGCCAAUCAGGCAGACUGAGCAGAUUGAGCCAACUGAGCAGAUUGAGCCAACAGAGCAGACUGGACAAAUUGAAAACGCCGAGGAGACUGAUCGAUCAGAUCAGGUCAUUCACAUCGAACAGACGGAGCAAAUUGAAGAAGCUCAAAAGGAUCAAACUGUGGAGGCUGAUCAUGAUGAGAAUCAUGCCCAAGUUGAGCCGAACAUUGAUGAUUAGAUUGCCAGAAGCGUUGUUUCCCGCUGGAAUGUUUUGUUUCAAGAGGAGAGUUUGGUUCUGGGCUUUGCAAUGAUCCAGGUUCAUGAUGUACCAUCAGCAUGUCGUGAUUUGUUUCUGAAU